GCUCGAAAAGAUACGAGCCUGUAAAUGAACCAUGGCUAACUUAAAUUUUCAUACGAUUUGAAUAUGUAUUAAACAACAUUACGUAGUCAUGUACGUUGUGGUAUAAUGGUCUCGAUUACCCUCAAGAAAGUAAAUUAGUUACGUUUCAAAGUGUGCAAAUACUUUGUAAUUUGUAUGGGCUAUUAAUUUAGUCACUUUGACUUGAGUUUUGGUCGGGACGCGUUAUCCGUUGAUAGAUUUCGGGAAAAUCUUUGCCAACCUGCUCACGUCCAAAUAUGUGAUGGCUAAAUGCAUUACGUAAAUAAUUAAAAUGUAUACUUUACAUACCUAUAAAUAAUAUCGACUGAACAUACAAUUAUGACAAGAAAUUUUCUUGCCUCACCUAUAAAUGAGUUAAUUAUUAAUUUUGUAAUACUACUUUCGAUAACUAUAUAUAUGAUUAAUUCUCUUUUAUAUGUCAAUGAAAUUUUAAUCUUUAGGACCAGAAAACAUAAGUUAAUUUUCUUGCCUCACCUAUAAACUAAGUUAGUUAUUAAUUUUGAAACACUACUUUCGAUAACUAUGCUUAUUUCUCUUUUAUAUCUACUUUUUUGCAUAUACCCAUAUCAACAGUGGUGGAACUAGCAACGUGCCCAAUUAUAUGUAAACUAAUAAACACAAGUUUAUAAGUAAUUAACAAACUUGAGGAGAACCCACUCGGUGUCACCGUACUAACCAUUCAACGUAAUGCAUGUCUAGGGAUUCAAUUAUUUCUCGUUCUUAGAACUUUGACUGGUGAAACAUAUCGAGACUAGUCUAACUUCUGUAUAUCGUCAAGGUUGCUCCACGCCCACCGUGUGUGAUGAGCCGAGAUCAAAGCCGUGACGUUCUCUCCAAUACACGGGUUUAAACCUAUAAUUAAGUUUUUUUAAAGAAUUAAUGUAUAACUAAUCUGUGGGCUGUAGUAAAAUGUAGAAGAAUGUUGGUGGACUCGUUGCUUACGUGGGAAUAUGUGCUUUAAUAUGAGUGAGUUUGUGAGUUGUAUAAAGUAGCAACAGUGAGAUAAUAUCUGAACACAAGAUUACAAAGAACAGUUUAAAAGUUUUCUUUUUAAAAGUUGAAAUCCUCUCGUUUAAAUAGUCAAACUUGGAACUUGAACAACAUCAAAUUCACCAAUCUUAGCCCAACUUGUCUAAAACUCUCUCCCACUCUAUAAUAACCAAUAGCAAUUCACCAGUGACUUAAUACAUAUAUACAUUCAAUCUCUUUGUUACAGAAGAUCAUAAAAAAAACAUGAAGUUCUUAGGAUGGAUGCUGAACAAGCAAAAUGCAAAACAUGGGGAUUAUAAUAGAACAAGCACUUCCUCUGCUUCUUCUCAUCAUGUGAAGCAAGAGUCAAGAGAGGAGUUUAGCGACUGGCCUCACGCUUUGCUUGCUAUUGGAACGUUUGGUUCAACAAGCACUGGUGUGAGCCAAAAAGAGAGCAACAAUGUUCAUGAAGAGAUCGAAGAAGAGAAGAAGUCUAUCUCGCAUUCCGAGCCAGAAGAAGAGCCUUCUUCAUCUGCUGAUAUUGAUGAUUUUACUCCAGAGGAGGCCAAGAAGUUGCAAAAGGAGUUGAUGAAGAUUUUAUCAAGAACUAAGAAAAGGAAGUCUGAUGUGAAUAGAGAGCUCAUGAAAAAUCUUCCUUUGGAUAGAUUCUUGAACUGUCCGUCGAGUUUAAAUGUGGAGAGGCGAAUCAGCAAUGCACUCUGUGCUGUUGUGGAUUCAUCUGAAGAGAGUGAUGAUAUGGAGCGAACAAUUAACGUUAUUCUAGGUAGAUGCAAAGAGAUAUCUAUAGAGAGUAAGAAGAACAAGAAGAAGACAGACAUAAGCAAGACGUCUGUCUCAUAUCUUUUCAAGAAGAUCUUUGUAUGUGCGGAUGGGUUUUCUACACCCCCGAACCCUAGCUUGAGAGACACGCUUCAAGAAUCAAGAAUGGAGAAGUUGUUGAAGAUGAUGCUACAUAAGAAGAUUAAUGUUCAAUCCUCGUCGAAACCAGCAACAUCAACAACACAGAGAUGCUUGCAAGGCAAGAAACAGCUCUCUUUGAAGAGUGAAGAAAAAGAAGAAGAAACCAACGAAAGAAGAAGUAGUAGCGAUGGACAUAAAUGGGUCAAAACAGAUUCUGACUUCAUAGUUCUUGAGAUCUGAUCAAACAUUCGUUUUUGAAGCCUUUGCAAGAAUCUAUUCAGCGUACAGAUUCAAACUCGUAAAGGAAAUAACGAAAUGAGUCUCUUAUUUUGGAGGAUUUUUUUUGAUGCAUCUGCACGUGUUUGUAUGUAUACCUUGUUUUUUUUUGCAUGAUUUGAUAUGUGGGCAUUUGGGCCCAUAGAGGCAAACAUGUUCUUGAAACAUACAUACAUGUGUCUAUUUAUGUGAUCAUUUGUGUAAUGUUAAGGUGGACAACCUUAAGUUUUAAAGGUGAAUAUUUCUUCUUCAAUGCUACAUUCUUUGUGCGUUUGGUUAAGUUAUUUGUAAGAGAAGCCAAAUCUUGAACUGAAUAAUACUCCUAGUUUCUC
Brassica napus (rape) is the source of this 2537-nucleotide messenger RNA. RefSeq names its product protein LAZY 2. Bases 1273 to 2169 code for a protein of 298 amino acids. NCBI's taxonomy places the organism in Eukaryota, Viridiplantae, Streptophyta, Magnoliopsida, Brassicales, Brassicaceae. Gene Ontology annotation, biological process: gravitropism; regulation of growth. The transcript is spliced from 6 exons. The record is from RefSeq and is a predicted model, not a curated record.